GGGGUGGGGGAGCGAGAUUCCGAAGGGAGACACCCCUUUCCUCGCCCAGGGACGCCCUUUGUACGGAUCCUCACGACUGGAUCGCCCGUCCGUGGUCCUGCCCGGGGCAAAAGUUGCUUUUCCUUUGUUUAAUUCAGCCCUCUCCCCCUGCCCCGUGUCCCAGCGCCUUUCCCGGCGGGGCCGUCUCCCCUCCUGCUGGACAUCGCCUGCUUUUGCAAACGAGAGCUCAGCCCGGAAGGAUUGCACGGAGCUCGCAGAUAAUGGCUAAUCUAAGAACAUCAUCCAAAGAAGUCCAUGAGGACUAGCACAUCAAGUACAUUGACUACAAAAGUGCAUCUCCUAUCGUAGUGGAAGAAUGAAGGUGUUACUGAAAAACCCGAGCCGAAAGCAAAAGAAAAGAUUUACUUGAACGAAGUUGAGCAAACUUUGUUUCAUUUCUCAAGAAAAAAGGAAGAAAAGAGAAAAUUAAGAAAUGCAUUACAGUGACACAUGUAACAAGAGUUUUGGCAUUGGGAGAUAAUCUGCAGAUCUAUCAAAAUAGUUUGCAGGGGGGAAAAAUUGUUCCAUUGUGCAGUGCCUAUGACAGGAUCUCUGAUAAAAAAAAUUGUCUAUCUUAAAAAGUGAGCUACUAAGUCUUCCUUUAUUCUAAGUUCGAGGUCAGAUUCAAAAUUCAUAAAAGGUCAGACUCUGCAUUCUUCAAACACGAUGAAAAGGAUAUUGAGGCAAUGUUAAUCAGACUUGCUCAGGGGGGAAAAAUCUGGAUUUGAUCUCAUCAUUACACUUUUCUUCCCAGGAAAUUGUUCACAUACAUGGCUGUGGCAAGAAAAGAGUACCACCAAGUGAUGGAACCAACAGGUUAAUUCGGUCCCAACCAACACAGAGCAAAUCGGAGUUUUCCUUAGGCAAUGCCCAAAACUUAGGCGCAAAUGGCAUCGCAGGAGAGAGAUGUUUGGGAAACUGCAGGCAAUCCAAAGAUGGUUAAAAAUUCCUGGGCAAUUCAGAAUAAAAAGGAAAUAGAGACGAGUCCGGAAUGGAAUCUUUCUAUGGAAGACGGUCUGGCUCUGCAUUUGGGGUCUCUUGGAAACAAAUCCUUGGACGCAGCCGAGCAAAAAAACUCACCAAAGAGAUAUUCCAAUUUUCCUCUCGAAUUUCAGUCGGAGGACGAAACAGAGGAUAUUGCAAUACAUGCCAGCUGCCUAGCGGGCGCAUCCCAGAUCAGCAUCAAAGAGGAAAACUUAGAACACCCCGAAUAUGAAUGGGCGCUGUGCCAAAACUCUGUCCCGUUUCUGGCUGAAAGGAUCAAAAAGGAAGCCAAUGCAAACCCCCCACUGAAUUCAGAGUUUGGGGAAAAUGUGGACGCAGCCUCGAUUUUCCUCAAAAGGUGCCCUACUUCCGUGUUUAUAAAGCAGGAUGGGAGCUUUGCCAAAUCCCAGGAAAAUAUCCCCGUAAUGCUGGAAGAGCCGAAAGCAGAGAAGACAUUCCCCUGCCCUGUUUGCAGCAAAGAAUUCAAUCAAAAGUCUAAUCUUACUCGGCACCACAAAAUCCACACUACCGAAGGGUCGUAUAAGUGCAGCAAGUGUGGAGAAAGCUUUCGCAUGAAUCGGCAACUCCUUCGGCACCAGCGGAUGCAUCUGAGCGACCCGUUCAAAUGCACCGAGUGCGGAAAGAACUUCAGCCGCAGGUCCAAUUUGAUCAGGCACCAAAGGAUCCAUACGCGGGAAGCGCCGUACCAGUGUCCCGAGUGCGAGAAAACCUUCAACCAGAAAACCAAUCUUUUCAGACACCGGAUGAUCCAUAUCCAGAUGGGACCUUGCAAUUGUACCAAGUGCGGGAAACUUUUCACGCAGAGAAAGAAUCUAGUCAAGCAUCAGAAGCUGCACCUGAGCGAGGGGGACCAGAAAUGCUUCAUUUGCGGGAAGCAGUUUCGGCUGAAGAAAUACCUCCGGCGACAUCAGAAAAUCCACAGUCGUGAGAUGCCAAAUAUUCAUAAAACUCAGAUGGAGUGACCAGGUUUGGCGAGAAGAACUGGAAUUACAGACUGGUGGUCCCAAAGGUGCUUUUUCACAAGGCAGCUGAACUUUCUUGUUUUUCUUCGAAGACAUUUCGCUCCUCAUCCAAGAAGCUUCUUCAGCUCUGGCUGGAUGGUGGUGGGGAAUGGAAGGAU
Messenger RNA from Crotalus tigris (Tiger rattlesnake), 2164 nucleotides. RefSeq names its product zinc finger protein 501-like. Lineage: Eukaryota; Metazoa; Chordata; Lepidosauria; Squamata; Viperidae. The record is from RefSeq and is a predicted model, not a curated record. Gene Ontology annotation, cellular component: nucleus. The transcript is spliced from 2 exons. The coding region runs from base 927 to 2006 and encodes 359 amino acids.